Molecule: messenger RNA, 1266 nt
Organism: Ascochyta rabiei
Lineage: Eukaryota; Fungi; Ascomycota; Dothideomycetes; Pleosporales; Didymellaceae
Exons: 1
Coding region: 1-1266 (421 amino acids)
Source: RefSeq, a predicted model, not a curated record
AUGAGAGACGCUCUUGUAAGGACUGAGGCUUGCUGGAUUCCCAGACAAGACGAUGAAGAGAUACAGGUUGAACUCAACAGUGCCCAACUGCGACUACCACAUCGGGAGAAGUUGACCUGCGCAACCUCACCCCAACGUCCUUCUGACUCGGACCUAGAUCCCUUACUAGACAUCUGUCGCAAAAUUGCCGAGAACCAACUCGGCAAACCUCUUAAGCUUCCCGGCGAUAAUGCAGCCAUUGAGCUCCUGCGCAUACGGGAAAUGAGUCGAGCAAGAUCACACAAUCCUAUCGGCAUCAAAGAUAUAGUUAGAAGCUAUCGUCACAGGCCGCUCAAUUUGCAGAGACACCAGAUACGGCUAGUUAGACUCUUGCCAUCGUGGUGUCCUGACGACCAGAUUGCUUGUGAGAUCGAGGAGUUUGAUCUGAGCGAUGCCCCAACCUAUAUCACUCUUUCGUACACCUGGGGUCACCCAACACCUUCGAAGAAUAUCUUCAUCAACGGAAGAUACCUGAAGAUCAGGGACAACCUGCACGGCUUUCUAAGCUGUUAUCGCAACGACUCACGAAACGUGCACUACAUGUGGAUCGAUCAAAUCUGCAUCUCUCAGGCUCAUCAUGGCGAAAGAAGUCACCAAGUCCAGUUGAUGUCCCGGAUUUAUACAAGCUGUCUUAGUGUCAUCAUCUGGCUCGGCACUGACUGCGAAGGCGCAGCCGGCGUCUUGGGCGGGAUCGAAGACACCUCGAACCACAGAAGCCUACCAAAGCUCCAUAAUGCCCACCCCAUGAUCAUAGCCGCCAAGACUGUAUUCGAAAAUGCCUAUUGGCGUAGGCUAUGGAUCGUGCAAGAGCUGUUGCUGCCACGAAGAGUUCGUGUGCUCUGUGGAUCUACCUGGUUGGCCUUUUCCAAACUUGUCAUCGCAACAAAUCGAUUUGGAUCUCGAGUGACUUCAUCAAAGUCUCAUCACAGCAUAUUUUCCAAAUUCAACCUCUGUGCCAGGCAGCCUAACCUCUUCAAUGGCUCAGUCAGGGGCUACAGUAUGUCCUUGGGCGACUGUCUGCGAUGCUUUGCACGACAGGAAUGCUUUGACCCGCGCGACAAAGUAUACGGCCUCUUGAGCCUUGUGUGCAAGGAGGAUCAGAUACCAGUCGACUACAGCAAGAGCGUGUACGAAGUCUAUAUGGACGUAGUGAAAGUCCUUGAAAAGUCCGACUCGUCCGCGUUAUUCUAUGCGCAACGCGAACUGAAGCAUUUAUUAGAUCUAUAG